Aspergillus ibericus CBS 121593 is the source of this 1004-nucleotide messenger RNA. RefSeq names its product TMEM199/VMA12 family protein. Bases 57 to 1004 code for a protein of 315 amino acids. Gene Ontology annotation, cellular component: endomembrane system. Gene Ontology annotation, biological process: vacuolar proton-transporting V-type ATPase complex assembly. The transcript is spliced from 2 exons. The record is from RefSeq and is a predicted model, not a curated record. NCBI's taxonomy places the organism in Eukaryota, Fungi, Ascomycota, Eurotiomycetes, Eurotiales, Aspergillaceae.
CCUCAUUUGAUCUUAAUGCUUAUGGACAGCAGCAUGAUCUGAUCUGGAGAUAGAACAUGGUUCUCCUUAUCACUACCCCUCCUAUCCUCGCUGCCGUCGAGGCCCUCCCGACAUCCUCGCGGACUGAUCUCGCUCUCCCCGAUGUGCUGAAUCUCAACGACCCCAUCUCACAUGCUCAGUUGAUUCAGAUCGCCCGAUAUUUCCGGGCCCAGACCUCAAAUCCAGACAUAGCUGCAAGCAGAGAAAGAAGUCUAGAUGCCCUCCUCCGCGGAACAAAAGUGUAUAUUCCGCCUCCGCCCAAGAAACCCGAGCCGAGCCCCGAAUACCUCGCCCUCAAAGCGCGCCUCCUCGCCGCCGCCGAAACAGACGCCUAUAACUGCAUGACUUCCUCCAGUCUCACCCCGUUCUCUACCAGCAGUAGCAAGACCCCAGCACCGAAUUCCAUCUUCACUUCCUCGACACCGACGCUCUCGGCCCUGCACGAUAAAACCAAUAAUUUGUCUGACAAAGGAGGGGAGGAGGAUCAACUCACCCCGUCCCUCGUGUUGAAUAUCUUCCUCUCUGUCCUGAUCACGGGGUUUAGUGUGUAUUGGGCCUUGAGCAGUUUCCGGACGCCGGAGAUGCUUGUUGAUGUUGUUGCGGGGGUGUGGGGUGGAGGGGGCAGAGGAGGAGGAGGGAAGGGUGUGUCGGAGGCGGUUAAGGUGUUGGUGUCGUUGGGGGUAGCGUUGGGGGUGGGGGUUACGGAGGUGAUGAUUUAUGCGAUUUAUUUGAGGAAGAUUGAGGUGGCGAAGGGGAGGGAGAGGAGGUUGAAGGAGAGGAAGGUGGUUGUUGGGAGUGAGAGGGUGGGGGGGACUGGUGGUGUUGGUGAGGGUGGUGAGCGGGUUGGUGAUGAUGGGGAGAAGGAGGAGAUAUGGGGGAGGGGGGUGAAUGGAGGGUUGAGGAGGAGAGUAAGGGAGAGGUGGGAGGAGAAGGAGAGAGAUUUAAAGACUGAGAUUCAUGAUUGA